AUCAGAAUGGCUUUUAGAGCUGCGUCUCAAAUGAAAUCAAUGGUGAAAAGCGGCUUAGGAGGAAGAUCGACUUUCACGACUUCUACUUUUGCACCGGAUUUGAAGGCCAGAUUGGGAAAGGGUGAUUUUGCACCGGUGAGCAUUGUGCUUGGGAUGGUCGCUGUAGCAACGUCGUUAGGCAUAUAUACGGCCUUGCAUCAGCUCCAUUCGGCCCCAAACGUGCACCUCAAGAAAUCGAGAAGGGAAACUAUACCGGAGGUGGUGGAGCCGGAGAAAGUGAUGGCCGAGGCUGAGAAGUUUGUUAAGAAAUCUUUCUUUAGGAAGGUAGCUCAUUUGAAGGAGCCAACCAAUUGUGCCUAAUCCUAUUGCAUGUGACAUUUGCUCAAGGUAUAUAAUUAAAAAUCUACUAUUAUCAUAUUUAGUAAUUUUAGUUCAGGCCUUUCAUGUUGAUACGUUAAACGAUAUCGGGCCAGAGCAUAAACUAGCCCCAGAUGUCUCAUUUGUUUUU
Molecule: messenger RNA, 508 nt
Organism: Salvia hispanica
Lineage: Eukaryota; Viridiplantae; Streptophyta; Magnoliopsida; Lamiales; Lamiaceae
Source: RefSeq, a predicted model, not a curated record